CAUAUAUCCAUGGUUGGAGCAGACAAGAUGAGAAUAACAUGGGUGACCAAGGAUGAAACUCCUGCAGAAGUACAUUAUGGGACAGCUCAAGGCCAACUUGGCAGCUCUGCCACCGGGAGUACCCGUUCAUACAAGUAUGUCGUGUACACAUCGGGCACAAUUCACGAUGUGGUCAUUGGACCAUUGAACGCAAAUACUGUAUAUUAUUACCGCUGUGGCUCCUCCGGUCCCGAAUUCAGCUUCAAAACCCCACCUUCUCAGUUCCCCAUCAGAAUUGCAGUUGCAGGUGAUUUUGGACAGACGGAAUGGACGAAGUCCACCCUGGACCACAUAUCCAAAUCCAACUACGACUUGCUUCUUCUGGCCGGAGACUUGUCAUACGCAGAUUUUUAUCAGCCAUUGUGGGACUCUUUUGGGCGGCUGGUUGAGCCCCUGGCUAGCCAGAGGCCUUGGAUGACCGCGACAGGCAACCACGACGUUGAGAAAAUCAUCGUUGUCCACCCGGAGAAGUGCACAUCCUACAAUGCAAGAUGGCACAUGCCCUUUGAGGAGAGUGGCUCUACUUCGAACCUCUAUUAUUCCUUUGAAGUUGCCGGAGUUCAUGUGGUGGUGUUGGGAUCAUACAGUGACUUUGGCUCAGACUCCGACCAGUACAAGUGGCUUCAAGCGGAUUUGGGGAAAGUUGAUCGGAAGAGAACCCCCUGGCUGGUGGUGAUGCUCCAUGCCCCAUGGUACAACUCUAAUUCCGCUCAUCAGGGUGAGGAAGAAUCAGAUGGAAUGAGAGACUCCAUGGAAGAAAUACUUUAUAAAGCUCGAGUGGAUGUCGUCUUUGCUGGCCACGUCCAUGCUUAUGAGCGCUUUGACCGAGUUUAUCAAGGCAAAACUGACAAGUGUGGUCCCGUCUAUAUAACCAUUGGGGACGGCGGCAACAGAGAAGGCCUUGCGACCAAGUACAUUGACCCAAAACCCGAUAUUUCACUCUUCAGAGAGGCGAGCUUUGGACAUGGGCAGUUGAAUGUGGUGGACGGGAACACGAUGGAGUGGACGUGGCAUAGGAAUGAUGAUGACCAAUCUGUUGCUUCGGACUCCGUCACGUUGAAAAGCCUCGCAACUGAACCAGGCUGCAACUAAUUAAGCUGUAAAAGGAUGUGAGCUAGGGAUGGAAUUGGGAGCUCUGUUCAGGAAGGCCUCCAUUUUAGUGGUCGUUGACUAGUGGAAAAAUAAAUCGUCGGAUUCAAAUGUUCCUCCUU
Molecule: messenger RNA, 1250 nt
Organism: Vitis vinifera (wine grape)
Lineage: Eukaryota; Viridiplantae; Streptophyta; Magnoliopsida; Vitales; Vitaceae
Product: probable purple acid phosphatase 20
Exons: 4
Coding region: 10-1131 (373 amino acids)
Molecular function (GO): acid phosphatase activity; metal ion binding
Source: RefSeq, a predicted model, not a curated record